UUAUUACUAUUGUCAUCAUUAUGAUUAUUGUGAAAGCAACGUUUGUAAUCAUAGUAGGAGUUCCGCUAACAGUCGUCCUUUAGCAGUUCUGGUACGAGCUACCGAAUUGAACGUGCCGCUAGUGUUUCUUAAACGGCGUGCCAACGACCAACAAUAACUUGUGCGUGUAUUUCCGUGUCUGUUAUGUAUCGCUUAUGAUUUAGAUGUGACUAUAUGCGUAAGCGCAUAGGCGGGUAUAUGAAUACAAGUAAGGUUGUGACUGGUGAAUCUCAACGCUGUUUCUUCACGUGACGAUGACACGUUUGCCGUCUGCUGUAAUCCAUUCACCAGAAGUUGCCAAUAGCUCAGCAGCGAUCAUUAGAAAUUGUCGCUUAACAACCGGCCUUCGCACGUUUAGUGGUACCAGCAGAAGCUUUCACAUCGAUUUCAUAGCGGCAACAUCGCUGGCUUUUUCCACAACGUUUAGCGGCGUGGUCACAACAACGCCAAUACGACAAUGAAGGAUGAAGCCACUGAUAAUGAUUACGGUGAUUAUGGCUGUCGAAGUAAUGUUUUCUUUUUGGAGCCCACAGAUUUCUAAAUAGGCCGCGUCACCACUGCCAGCCAACUGCCCUCAGCUUAUACUGUGCUAUAGUAGGAAACAAUCGAGCACGGACGCAAAGCGAGGACAACUACUAACCCUCGGCUAAAGUGGAGAGAAGAUGAUUUCGAGGGUUUUCACAGUACCAGAUUGGGCUAGAAGAUCGAGGCGGCGGCGGCGGCUACGAAGCAAUUGGUUAUUGGCAAAUCGUAGAGUUCGAUCAAAUUUACUGUGGAAUAUUAUCGAUCGACAGUGCUCCAUAAGCCGAGCUCCAUCGGUCAGAAAAUAUCAUUGCAGAGACAGGAGUGAGUUCGUACGGUGCCAACAAUCGCUGGGUGUUACCAACGUCGCGUGGCAGUGUACAGUAUGGGCUGUCGUGAAUCAACUCAGCAAAAGCACGAGUGGACAGAUGAUUCCGCUCAUGAGCGUGGUCUGCCAAUACAAUGAGUAGUGACAGCAGUGUCAAUGCGAUUUUGCCCCGUCCCAUCAACUGUUUUUGUUAUUAGCGAACUGUGGGCAAGCACCAAGGAUAAAUGUAUGCAGGUCGUAAAGAAACACGACCAUCUGCUGCUCAGCUAAUGAAAAGUGGGAUUUCCAACCUUUCUAUACUACGCCCUAAUUUUGGCUGAGAACGCAACAAAGCUAUUGACUGAUACGCUUCCUUGCACGUGAACAGCUGAAGAAAACCUACAAGUACAACGAUGUCUCUCCAGGCAUCGCUGCUACCAUCGGCAGGACAAACGCCUUCGUCGAGUGGCCGAGAGAUCUACCGUAACGGCUGGUUGCGCUGCAUCCCAUAUCUGCAAACGUCGGACCAACUGCCCAAAUCGCACCUGGAAAAUCUAUUUGUUUCGUUCUGCGUUCAUGAUGAUGACGGGCCCUGGUUAGAGUUCUACGACAAUCGACACUGUUCAGCCGAACAUAAGCCAGUGGCCAGAUUCUCAUUGAAUGAAUGUUUGCACAUCUCACCACGGCUCGUCUGUCAAGAGGAGGAUUGCUUCGAGUUUGCAGUUACGUUGAAAGAUAAAGUAUUGAGAUUAGCGACUGAGAGUCGCGAGUUGACAUUGGACUGGGUAGCCACACUCACGGAGAAGCUCAGGGAGAGAGGUGUAUUCCGACCAAAGGAAAACGAAUAUACUACUGAACCGUACAAAGCCAUCCCUGUAGCGGGUGUCAGCACAAACAGCAUAAAUGCCGGCCACACGAUUGGCGGCGCCAACACUGGAUCGCAGUUAGGUCCUAACAACGUUGUUCUACUUCCACCGGCGCACCCCCGAAGAAAUAUGCCCUUACCCCCACCGCCUACGGAAGAACCCAAUGACAGGUUAUUUGGCAACGGAGGUGUCCGACGAGGAGGGGAUGCUCGUAGCAGUAGUACGUCAGCCGGGUCCGGCUAUAGGCCACCGUCAGAAGCCGAAAUGCAGUCAACUCUAUUAAGCAUGGUCGAGAGUAGUAGCCGAUUUCUGCGUCAGGAGUCGUUGGAGAGUGAUGCGUCAUCGAACUCGAGUUGUGCCAGCUCUGGCGAUCACGAAACUGCGCACGUUGGCGUAGCGACGCUUGCCACACCGUCUGGAACACCUCGAGAUCCUACAUCACCGUUGCCUGCGCCGCCUUCCCAAAACCAGCCGAUUUAUGAACCAAUAUUCCCUCUUGCUGAUCGCCGCUUAGAACGAAAUAAUCAUAUCAGCCGGACUGAGUCAGCGCGAGUCGCCGGUCCACGCUAUCGAAUUGCAUUCUUGGAAGAUCGCAGCACGAAACGGCACUCGUACACGGGCAUGGUCGGCUUUGAAGACGCGAUCAAUGGAAACAGCAACGGUAUUAGCGGCGUUGCUAAUACAAUAGCAGAGAAUAGGGCGGCACAUGCACAGCUCAUCCAGCACGACAUGAGCACAGGCGAGCGAAUUGACGGUGAGGGGCCUCCGGCAAGGGGCGAUUUCUCAAGGCCGUUACAUAAUACAAACCCUCUCAGGAAUAUGUCAAGUUUGUCAGCAGCUGAACGCGUUAUGGCACAAGAUACGCUUUACUCGGAUCCUACCAGCGGUGGUGAUGAUGACGCAAUGGUUGGUGUUGAUCCAGUAACGAGUGCAGCCUCUACAAGCAUAGUUCACCGGCCGUUGCCUAACUGUGAUACAAUGACACAUCAACAAACUAUCACCAAAUGUCCGACGUCGUCACCCCUCGGCGAUACCCCGGUACCCCCUGAGGUUCCAGCUAGAACGCGACACUCGAUCGCUGAACCGAGGCCGCUCAGUCCGAAGCCUCCGCGGGCGGUUUUACGGCGAGAAGUCACUCAGGACAAUAUACACAGAACACUGGCAGCUACGCCACUAGAUGACAGCGAAAGGCCCAAUCAGGACAAUAAUAAUCUAUAUAGACAAGCUCACCAGGCGCAUGAAAGAGUCCAUGUCCGAAACAGUACAGUUGUACCUAGUCCGUCCCUCUCUGAUACCUUAAACACGGCCACCCAUGCCGAGGCUCCUCAGAUUGGCGAGGGUCUAUACGUAGAAAUUAGCGAGACCAGCACAGGACAGGUCCCGCUGAGGGAAGCGCAAAUCCUCAAAUUACAAGAAGAGAUGGCACACCAGGCAGGCAUGCUUGUGAAGUUUGCAAAACGGGAACUUCAAGGCAGUCUGGCACUAGUUGACGUUGGAGGGGCAGUGUACAUCGCUGGCUGGAAUAAACCACAAAUGAGGACAUACUUGCACAUUGGCGAUCGGCUGCUCAACAUUUGUGGCAGGAGAGUUAUUUGCGCGUCUGAAGCUCACAAAACGAUCAAAAGUCUCGUUAUCAACCAAAUUGUUGAACUCACCAUCCAGCGAGUUCCUUAUGGAAGGGCACUGGCGAUGCGAAGAAGCUUUGAUGGCGAGAACUUGGGACUUAUUAUGGAGAAUGGCACGAAUGAGAUCCAUAGGGUGCUCGAGGGUGGCCUGGUUCACCGUAGUGGAUUGCCUCUCAUGGUACCAACAGCUUUAGAUGGUGGCAUGACGUUGACGUCGUGGUGGAUUACCGAGGUUAACCAUCGACCGAUCAGCCUGUUCUACAAAAAUUUCGAAAUUGAACCGCGUUUACGAGCCGUAGGCAAGGAUAUCUCCCUCGUUGUGCAACCGUCGGAUUUCAUUCGUGCGCUUAAAAAACAGCUCAAAUCGAUGUGGACAUAUAAAAGUUACAUCGUACAAUAGCAAACAUGUUCAUCAUUUAUAUGUAUCGUAAUAGUAUAUCAUCAAGUCUAUUCCCAUCACACGACCCCGCAGAAGGAUUCUGCUUGCUCUUUAAUGGCAAUUCGACUUAAAAUGUAGAAGGAAAAUGCGUUGGUGCUACGCUGAGCUGAUUUUCAUCUCGACCGAUAAUUAGCAUCAAUGAGAACAGAGACAUGAAGUGUUACCUUAUUUUAUAUACGACCCCAAAACUAAUUAGGCGACUACAUGCUUUUCGAUUACUGACGGGUUUGUGCAUGAAUUUAAUGCUAUGAUUGAGACUAUAAGUUACUAACUAACUAACUAACUAAAUUAACAUUUGUGGUGUUCUAACACAUUCAGAUACGUUAGUGUGGCAGGUCAAGAACGUUCUGUGGUUACACGCGGUACAUGAUUGUAGUAGGAAUGAGAAUAGUAACUGCCACAACUCUGUAUUGAUUAUGUACUUUCAUUGUAGUUCGAUAGUGGACCCGAUAUUGACGUGUAACAAAUGUACAUAACUAUGUAUAUAGUCAAUAUAGAGAACGAGUGUGCGCGGUUAUCUACCCGCGAAAAUCAAAUGAAUGUCUAUACAACUGUAUUAACGGGUGAAAAUAUUCGCAUGAAAAUGUUAUACGCAUAACGUAACCCUACAAUUUUGCACAAGUAGUUAUCACAAGUAACUUUACAUACUAUUAAUAGAACUUACGUUGCGGCGGUCGAACAUGUGGUAGACGUCGAGAAAUUCAUAUGUCUUUCAAAAGCAGCGUGUCUAACAUCUACUCAUUUUUUACAAUAUCUGUAUAUAUAAAACGAUUUGAUAAAAAAAAAUGUAAAAAUGCCACUGUA
Messenger RNA from Varroa destructor (honeybee mite), 4602 nucleotides. RefSeq lists its product as uncharacterized. NCBI's taxonomy places the organism in Eukaryota, Metazoa, Arthropoda, Arachnida, Mesostigmata, Varroidae. The record is from RefSeq and is a predicted model, not a curated record. Gene Ontology annotation, cellular component: plasma membrane; cytoplasm.